UGCCACGCAGACCCUGAAACCGAAACCCACAGGCGAGCCCAGCAAAACCACCGGCAAAACGGCUCCGACGGCGAGCCAGCCGCAACUCCGCCUCCGGUUUCGCCCGCGCGCCGCGCCCUUCUCGUGCUCUCCUGUCUCCUCACCCCCUCGUCCUCUCCUUAAGUAGCCUGCUCUGCUUCUGUUCUGUUCACCUGGCGCAGCUCAUCGUAGACCGACCUAGCUCACAAUCACAAGUGUCCAGUGCAACCCAUCUCGUUUCUUCUCGUUCUUUGGUGUACACAUGGCGGAGGCCAAGACUGAGCCUGCUCCGGCGGCGGCGGCGGAGGGCGGUUCGGGGGAGAACCACCAGCAGCAGAAGACGGUGGUGGUGGUCGGGGUGGACGACAGCGACCACAGCUACCACGCGCUCGAGUGGACGGUGCGCCACGUCGCGGCCGGCAUGGCGGGCGCCGCCGACCUCGUCAUCGUCCACGCCAAGCCGUCGCCGUCCUCCGUCGUCAGCUUCGGCGGGCCCGGAGCCGGCGAGGCCAUGAGGUACGUGGAGGCCGACCUGCGCAAGAUGGCCGAGGCCGUCGUCGACAGGGCGCGCCGCGUCUGCAUCGCCAACUCGGUGCACGCUCUGAUCGAGGUGGUCGAGGGGGAGCCCAGGUACGUGCUCUGCAACGCGGCCGAGAAGCACCACGCGGACCUGCUCGUCGUCGGCAGCCAUGGCUACGGCGCCAUCAAGAGGGCUUUCCUGGGGAGCGUGAGCGACUACUGCGCGCACCACACGCACUGCUCCGUCAUGAUAGUGAAGAGCCCCAGGCCCAAGUGCUGAGCGUGUACUGCCGUGCUCUGCUCAUCAGGUGCAUACUGCUCUGCUCCGGUGCUGAACUGCUGACAGUGAACUAAUGAAGCGACCUAGGUCCAAAUCCUGAGAGGAUGUACUUGCAACAGCCUCUUCAGCUGUGUUUCUGUCAACAGAUGAUACUUAUUUGUGCAGUGACAGCUUUUUCUAAGUGGAUGCAAGUGAAACAAUGUUUGCGUUUUU
Panicum hallii is the source of this 1030-nucleotide messenger RNA. RefSeq names its product universal stress protein PHOS34-like. Bases 281 to 817 code for a protein of 178 amino acids. NCBI's taxonomy places the organism in Eukaryota, Viridiplantae, Streptophyta, Magnoliopsida, Poales, Poaceae. The transcript is spliced from 4 exons. The record is from RefSeq and is a predicted model, not a curated record.